AUUUUGCUUCUAGUGCAUCAAAUUUGCCUUCAAAUAAAAGGCAAAGUUUUCAAGAAUCAACUAAUAGCCAAUAUCAAGAAAUUGAACAACCAGCUGAGACAAUUUUUAGCGACGAAGAGAAUGAGCGAUAUCUAGAUGAAGGCGAAGAGACAUCGGUUACAACUCAAGUACGCAAUGCCAAUAACCAAACUCGAGGAAUUAAAGAUAAAUACAACCGCAGAAAGACAUCGGAUGUUACUACACCGGUACCAGCUUCUAAAGCAUCAAACUUGCCUUCAAAUAAGAAGCAAAGUUUUCAAAAGUCAACUACUAACCAAUAUCAAGAAAUUGAACCAAUUGAAACAAUUAGCAGCGACAAAGGGAGUGAACAAUAUCUAGAUGAAGGUGAAGAAACAUCGGCUAAUAAUUAUGAUUCUCUUGGGGAUUUGAAUACUAAGAAAACCUUAUAUACCUCAACAGUGCUUCCUUCAAGGCCUAUAGUUACGACUUUGACAGAAAAAACAUCACACGUAGAAAUAACAACUUCAAAUAAUAGAAAUGAUUUUGAGUUACCUCUUAAUCUUUCUAAUAAGUUUGAGGUGGCCCUGUGGUUAGCAUGUCAACCACAAAUUUUGAAUUUAGCUAUUGAUAUUCGAGAUGCAAUGUCAGAUCAAAUAUCAAAUAAUGGUAAUAAUAAUGAAUUAUCAUCGAAUAUUACUCAUCUGUAUAAUCCUAAGCUGGCUCAACAAGAAAUUAAGCAG
Racocetra fulgida is the source of this 740-nucleotide messenger RNA. The record is from the annotation of a GenBank genome assembly. NCBI's taxonomy places the organism in Eukaryota, Fungi, Glomeromycota, Glomeromycetes, Diversisporales, Gigasporaceae.